This is a messenger RNA of Psammomys obesus (fat sand rat), 1897 nucleotides long. Its product is annotated as protein lin-52 homolog. Gene Ontology annotation, biological process: regulation of DNA-templated transcription. The record is from RefSeq and is a predicted model, not a curated record. Lineage: Eukaryota; Metazoa; Chordata; Mammalia; Rodentia; Muridae. Gene Ontology annotation, cellular component: DRM complex.
CCAGAGAGAUGACAAGGGGAAAAUUCCUGAACAUUCUAGAAAAGCCCAAGAAGUAGCGACUGCUCGCGGACUGGUGGUCUGAAGACUAACCAAGUUCCCUUCCCAAUGUAGCUCUGAUGAUGCCCACCACGUGCUUCCUUGGGAGAGGCUGGAGACUGAGCUUCGAGGACCGCCCUUCUCCCCUGCUCCUGGCACUCUGCGCCUCUGAGGACAUUUGGUAGCAAGAGAAGAAUCUGUUCUACUCAAGGAUCAUUGCUGUUUACUGAGUCAGCUUUGUAGCCCUGGAUAUUGGCUACCACUCUCUGGAGGUCCUGUCCUUCUGAAAGGUUGUUUCCAGGAGCUCUGGGGUCUUAUAGUUACUUUGACUCUAAUGGCAAAGUCAUGUUGAUUGAAUGGGCUCUGUUGAGUUGUACUUGACCUCUUCAGAAGCAUUCAUGAUGAGGACAGCAGAGACCAGCUGCAUUCUGGACCAGACCAUGCAUCCUGAGCUGUGAACUCUAAGAUCUAAUGGAGUCUAUGACUUCCAUUCUGGAGGAAGCGGGGUCUUCUUGAAAUGUGCACCUGCUUUUUGAAGUCUAUACCUCCAGUGACACUCCCUCCCUUAACACUGUCUGUUCCCUACCUCCCAGUCCCAGCCUGUAGGUCUGACUCCAGACAAGUGGAACUCCUGUAAUGUCUCUCUGCAGGGACUAGCUUCUAGAGUGAAAGGCUCAUGCUGUGUCCUUCACCUUGAGUCCUAGACCUCCAGACCAGUAUGAAGGUAACAGCAGGAACUCUGGUUAGUCUGUUAUAUUUGUAAGUGAAACAGUAAGCAUGACUGGAUAGUGGGAGGGCAUGGCUGUGGGAGUUCCCAUUUGACUGAAAACAAGAAGCCCUGACUGACCUAGUGUGUGAGGGCAGAUGGUAGCAGGGUUCUGUCUCCUUUCCCUCCUCUCAGCCACAUAUCAGAUAUUUCACUUAUGUGCUGAAACACACCCACAUGAAAAUGUCCUGGCUUAAAUACAGCUCUCGCAGAUUUUUUUGCUAGUUGUAUGUAUCUGCUAAAAUCUGAAAAUCUUGCCCAUGGGUGAAAUCAGUUAGACCUAGUCUUUCACAGUUUGAAAAGUGCAGAGUUCCCUAAACAUUAUAGGAAGAAAAAAAUCUCUGUGGUCAUUGUCCACUGGGAAUGUGGCCCCAGGAAAAGUUGUGGUCAAGUUUGUGGUCUUGUAUCUGUUAGGGCGCAGUACUCUUCAGGUUCACAGCAGGUUUCUUGACCAUUUUUUGAUAUCUGUGCCUAAUGCUAGAAUUGAUAAUCAGAUUUUCCCCCUUGUUAAUGCUACUAGAUCAACACAAUUUUACUUUUGAAAGGAAAAGGCAAUGAAAUAUGUACCGGAACAUAUAAGCAUGAUAAAACCAUUCUGCUGGGUUCUCCCUACAAGGGCCAGUUGAUUUUAAGCUUAAGUCUAUGAUUGACACUUUUUAAUCUCACUGAAUGCAGUUAAAGUGAGUGUGUGCAAGUGAGCGGAGAAUAAUGCCGUAAUGUCAAUUUUUUUCGUCACUCUGUUUUUGAGAGUUGAUGACAUCAGGCACUUUUCCAAGUUUGGGGAAAUUGAAAGCAUGCCGAGAAUGCUGGGUUAGCUCCCCCAAACAAACUCGAGUCUGUAAUGGGAGGCCAAUAGUUGGUGUUCUGAUCUGCUGUGGCCUCCUUCUUUUACUCUCGUCCUGGUCACCAGCACUUAAGUAAGUAGAUGUUUUAGAAUUGUGAUAUUUAUUGUUUUUGUAUUGUCAUCCUUAGAAAUGUUAAUGAUGUAUUUUUAUAUUGCUAAUAUAAAUAUGUACGGUAUGUAUAUGUAUUUUAGAAUGUUAGAGGAUACUUUGUGAAUAAUGUUGUGUCUUGAUAAUAAAUAUGUCCCUUGUA